Messenger RNA from Myotis daubentonii (Daubenton's bat), 2414 nucleotides. Its product is annotated as keratin, type II cuticular Hb5. Lineage: Eukaryota; Metazoa; Chordata; Mammalia; Chiroptera; Vespertilionidae. The record is from RefSeq and is a predicted model, not a curated record. Gene Ontology annotation, cellular component: keratin filament. Gene Ontology annotation, molecular function: structural constituent of skin epidermis. Gene Ontology annotation, biological process: keratinization; intermediate filament organization.
AUAAAAGGACCAGGAAGCACCAGAGAGGCCAGAGGAACCUGAGCAGCGCACCCACAGCCCUGGAAGAGGCCCGCUGGCUCAGGCUCUGCUCAGACCCACACGAUGUCCUGCCGCUCCUACAGGAUCAACUCGGGAUAUGGGGUCACCAGGACCUUCAGCUCCUGCUCGGCUGUGGCCCCCAAAACUGGCAGCCGCUGCUGCAUCACUGCCGCCCCUUAUAGGGGGGUGUCCUGCUACCGGGGGCUGACCGGGGGCUUCGGGAGCCGCAGCCUCUCUCACCUGGGCGCCUGUGGGCCCCGCAUGGCGGUGGGCGCCUUCCGCUCUGGCUCCUGUGGACGCAGCUUCGGAUACCGCUCAGGCGGCGUGUGCGGACCCAGCCCGCCCUGCAUCACCACCGUGUCCGUCAAUGAGAGCCUCCUCACGCCCCUCAACCUGGAGAUCGAUCCCGACGCGCAGUGCGUGAAGCAUGAGGAGAAGGAGCAGAUCAAGUGUCUCAACAACAGGUUCGCUGCCUUCAUCGACAAGGUGCGCUUCCUGGAGCAGCAGAACAAGCUGCUGGAGACCAAGUGGCAGUACUACCAGAACCAGCGCUGCUGCGAGAGCAACCUGGAGCCGCUGUUCAAUGGCUACAUUGACACGCUGAGGCGGGAGGCUGAGUGUGUGGAGGCCGACAGCGGGAGGCUGGCCUCAGAGCUCAACCACGUGCAGGAGGUGCUGGAGGGCUACAAGAAGAAGUAUGAAGAGGAGGUGGCUCUGAGAGCCACGGCAGAGAACGAGUUCGUGGUUCUAAAGAAGGACGUGGAUUGCGCAUACCUGCGGAAAUCAGACCUGGAGGCUAAUGUGGAAGCCCUGGUGGAGGAGUCCAGCUUCCUGAAGCGACUCUAUGAUGAGGAGCUCCAGAUUCUCCACGCCCACAUCUCAGACACCUCGGUCAUCGUCAAGAUGGACAACAGCCGGGACCUGAACAUGGACUGUGUCGUGGCUGAGAUCAAGGCCCAGUACGAUGAUGUCGCCAGCCGUAGCCGGGCCGAGGCCGAGUCCUGGUACCGCAGCAAGUGCGAGGAGAUGAAGGCCACAGUGAUCCGUCACGGGGAGACCCUGCGCCGCACCAAGGAGGAGAUCAACGAGCUGAACCGCAUGGUCCAGAGGCUGACCGCCGAGAUUGAGAACGCCAAGUGCCAGCGGGCCAAGCUGGAGGCUGCCGUGGCCGAGGCAGAGCAACAGGGCGAAGCGGCCAUCAGCGAUGCCCGCUGCAAGUUAGCUGAGCUGGAGGCCGCCCUGCAGAAGGCCAAGCAGGACAUGGCCUGCCUGCUCAAGGAGUACCAGGAGGUGAUGAACUCCAAGCUGGGCCUGGACAUCGAGAUCGCCACCUACAGGCGCCUGCUGGAGGGCGAGGAGCACAGGCUGUGUGAAGGCGUGGGCGCCGUGAAUGUGUGCGUCAGCAGCUCCCGCGGCGGAGUCACCUGUGGGGGCCUCACGUGUAGCACCACCCCGGGGCGCCAGAUUGUGUCGGGCCCCAUGGCCACCGGGGGCAGCAUCACGGUGAUGGCGCCUGACUCCUGCGCCCCCUGCCAGCCACGCCCCUCCAGCUUCAGUUGCGGGAGCAGCCGGUCUGUCCGCUUUGCAUAGAGUCUGGGGCCAACUGCGUCCAUAUGUGCACAGAGGGUGUGUGAAUGGAAAUGUGUGCUUGCUUCUGGAAUCUUCCACAUGUUCCUUCAGAGGGACAGACCCUGGGGCCGCUCCGCCACCUUCUCUUUUUAGGGAGUUGUUUCCUGGUUCUCCUCCUAGCUUCGGUUAGAGAGUCAUUCCCAGCCUUUCACUUAAGUCCAAUUUAACUCAGAAAUACCCGCGGCCAAUUUGCACUGUUCACCAAGCUCCCUGGGACAUUACCAGUCACCCGGGUGGCUGCACAUCAUGGGGACUUGGCCUUCCCCUGGAACAAGAAAGAGCCUAACCAUCCUCAGGUCUCCAACAACGUGAGAAUCAGAGAGGAAGUCCCCCCACCCCCCAACACACCCCACAGCUCCCUCUGCUGGUUGGGAAGGUUUCUGCAGGGAGCACCUGCCCCGUGGUCAUUUUUGUGUGUUAUGCUAGUCUCUCUGACUGACUGCCUUCCUCUGAGUUAACCUGUUCCAGCCAGACUCCUCACGGUCACCUCCCACUGAGAGGCCCAUUAAGGGGAAGGAAAUCCUUUUGACUUUGGACAGGUAUUGCUAUUGAAUGCACUUUAUACAUUUCAAAGAAACUCCACAGUUGCUCCAGAUCUCCCUCUGCCCACGCAGGAGGGGUCUGUCCAACUCGCAGCAGGUGGGAUGGAGAAGGUUAGGCCACUUCCUGGGUCCCUGGCUUGUUACGACUGUCUGUGGGUGGCUUGCCUUCUGGGUUAUCUCAAUCGGUGUUUCAAUAAAUGCUGC